CGAAUUAUCUCAUCCAGAACAUGGGAGCGAUCUGCGGUUGCUCCGUAUCUGUGUUGCCGGAUUUUCUUACAUACAUGCCCGGACCAUUCUUAGCUAGAAUUCGGUAAUCGCAGACCACCACGUUACGUGGGGAGUGAUAACAAAAUAUAACGUGUUUCGUUCUGCAUUCAUUUAUGAACUGCUUUAGAAAGAAAUAGAAUGGCAACAGCCCAUCCAUUAGGAAUUUCUUCUCAUCAUAUUCCUGAAUGGAAUGGAGAUGAAGGUUGCCAGAAUCAAAGCAACACUCAAGAAGUAUGUCUCGAUCCUUACUUUAGCCACUGUCUCUUCCGGAUAGGAAUCUAUGGAUGGAGAAAACGUUGUUUAUAUUUCUUAAUCAUACUACUUGGUUCAUUAGUUGUUAUUAAUCUUUCUCUCACCGUAUGGAUCAUCAAAGUUUUAGAUUUUACUAUGGAUGGUAUGGGAAAUUUAAAAAUUCGAAAAGAUGGUAUAAGGGUAGAAGGUCAAUCAAUAUUCCUCAAAUCGCUCUACGCUUCACAAAUACAAUCUAGGCAGGAUCAACCAUUGUGGUUUGAAUCUUCUAGAAAUAUCACAAUCAAUACAAGAAAUUCGAAAGGAAUAGUUACAAGUAAACUAAAUUUAGGUGAUGGAAGAUUAGAUGUUUAUACUUCACAAUUUAUAGUUAAGAAGCCAAAUGGAGAUGUUCUUUUAAAAAUUAAUGAAGACGAAGUCAUCAUGGCAGCGAAUAGACUUCGAGUUUCAGGAGACGGCGGUGUUAUUUUCGAUGGUUCUAUACAAACUCCACUAGUUAAAUCGGAGCCAUCCAGACAAUUAAAGUUAGAAUCACCUACAAGAAAAUUGAGAGUUCUUGCUCCAGAAGGUGUAGGCAUUGAAUCUCGGGCAGGGGAUAUCAGCGCUACUUGCCUUAAAGACUUCAAAUUAGAAUCAAAAGAAGGCAGUAUCUGGCUUGAUUCCGAACACGUUCUUCUUCGCAAUUUACGGACUGUCUUACCAACCAGUAGAGGAGGUCAAUCCUAUCAUGGGAUCUACGCCAUGUGCUCCUGUGAAAACGGUCGCCUGUUCCUCUCAGCUCCUGAUGGACAUUGCCAAGCAGAUGAAGUAGUCUGUCAGUGACCACAAGCAUAGAUCUAGUUUCCGUAAAACAACAGCAUUAGAUAGCUACUGGACAAUUAAGACCUCCGUGUUUGCAGUCGUAGCAUCUGCAAGGAAUUAAACUAUCAAAGAUUUUUUCACAUUUGACAUAAACUUUUAUAAGAUUUUUUUUACUACACGUACGUAACUCUGAAUGGGAACAAAGCGCGCAAUAUGAUCAAAGUUGACUAACUAAAUGUUUAACUAUCGUAAUUAUUUUUUAUUAUUAGCAUUAUUCAUUAGUAGUUUUUUUAAAACAAAAAUUAAGGAACAACAGAAUCAAUCAUAAUGGUAAGUGGAAGAACGUAUAAUGUUGAUGCUGCACAAAUUAAGUAUGCAAUGAAAAGUUUUAUUUAGUAUUCUUUUUAAGCUUUAUUUUCUGUCGGGGAAAGGGGGGUAAGACUGGUUAGCUAAGAUUCGAAGGCAUGCUGGAGCAAAACUGUUCGACCUAGAAAUUGUUAGGUUUAAUGAAGAAAUUCAUUGUUUAGUUGCAUACAAUAUAUCACUCCUAAAAAGUCAUAGAUGCACAAUUUUUUUAAUGAAAGAUUUUAUUUCUAUAAAAAUCCAGUCAAGUAAGACUGGGUACACAUACUAAUUCUAUGGUAAAUUUAUAAAUACUUGAAUUUCAGCGAAAAGUAGCAGAAUUUUUAUUUUAUCUGACAAUUCAAGAAUAUUAUGCAUGUAAUUUACAUAAGUAAUGAAGUUAUCUUCUUCUUCCGCUGUACUGCAGCUUUCGUGAGCUCAGUAGAGGCACACAUCAAAUUGAAGGGGACCACAAUAAGGAGGUAUCUGGUCUUACCAUGAGAGAAGAGAUUAUCGAUACGUACCAAAACAGGGCAACUACAGGUAUAAAUCCUUUUUGUCUGUUAUGGUAUGAAUUCUUAAUAAACAAAUAGUAAACUACGAACAGUUUUUAUAGAUGUAAUGGCUAAUAAAUACGGCAAUUUUAAAACAAAAGAACAGUAAAAAGUUCAAUUUUACGCCAACAUUGUAGGUCCUUUUUGACUAGUAACGUGUACUUCAGAGUUUUUCUACUUAGAAACAGAACUAAUUUCGACGCAAUCGAGGUAACCAGUCUUACCCCACUCUUCUAUAUGUAUUUAGCGUAAAAGGCUCUUUUAUUGUUGAAAAAUUAAACCUUGCAAACUAUUUAACGGUUGAAUUAAAAGUUAAUAAUUUGAGAAGGUAAUAUUUUGAAACAAGUUUAAAAAAUACUUGAUCUUCUAUUUUAAAAAGCUGUAAAAAUAAAUAAAUAGACAAAAUAUAAAAUUACACUUCCCAGUAAAUUCCUGAUGAUUUUCUAUUUUUAUUAUAGAACAUCAGUCAUUAGAAAUUGAUACAUUAAUAGUUUUAUUAUGAACAAUUAUUACACUGAAAAGUUUUAUAAUGAGUUAUUAUUACAAAUUACCUCGUGUCGUUUUGAAACUAACAAAUCUAAUUUUCAUAAGUCCAUAAAAAAUAAUUCAGGCAUUUGAUUUAUAGUAGAUAGUUCGUUUUGGAAAAAAAAUGACUCUGAUUGUUUCAGAAAAUUUUAUAGCCAUACAUAACUUUGCUUCCGAAAUAAUUUUAGAUUGAAUGGCAUGAUUUUGAAUGACUUUCUUAAUAUAAGCACGAAAGUCAUACCUGUUUUACAUAAAAAAGAUAGUGAACUAAAAAAUUUAAUUUAAAAGCACUUAUUUAAGUCAUAAUUUUGUGAUAUUUUUUUCUUCAAAUUUCGAACUUUUUUGU
Molecule: messenger RNA, 2877 nt
Organism: Parasteatoda tepidariorum (common house spider)
Lineage: Eukaryota; Metazoa; Arthropoda; Arachnida; Araneae; Theridiidae
Product: delta-sarcoglycan
Cellular component (GO): membrane; sarcoglycan complex
Source: RefSeq, a predicted model, not a curated record